AUGUCUGUUAAUUUCAAGCACCUUUCCAAGGCCGGUGGCCGUAUCAUGGAUAGAUUAACCCAUCCACCUCGUGGGAUGGUGAGACAUCAGGCAAAGGAGCAAGCAAAGGCAUUACCUGAGUUUUUGAAACCUGACUUGCCAAUUUUAAAUGUUUCAGAGAGGUUCAAGGGCCCUCGUGACUGGCAAUUUCUUCCAGGGGAUCGUGUUGUUAUUAUGACUGGUCCAUGUCGAGGAAAUAUUGUUCAUAUUACUAAACAUGAUGUGGCAACUAAUGGGUUUGUUCUGGAUGAAAAUGGACCAACUAAAUCAGUUGCUGUACCUAAAGAUUUUUGGGCCGAAGGUCAAACUACUCAUGUGGUUAAUUUGCCCAUUUUAAUGCAAAAGAAGGAUCUUAGAUUAGUGGCCGACAUUGAAGAUACCGCUAAUCCAGGGAAGUUGAAAACUGUAGCUGUCGAGAAUAUAACUUUUAAAGGUCAAUAUUACGAUGAAAAUUAUAAAAAAAUGAUGCCAUACAGAUGUGUGUUUGGAAAUUCAGAUCUUAUCAUUCCAUGGCCAAAACCGGAACCCACAGAAGAUGGUACCUUGACUACUGACAGUGAAGUCGCUAGGGAGCAAACAUUCUGGAUUGAUACUAUUGUAAGAGGAUCGAUUCCAGAUGCAGCAUUCAGUACUAUCCGUAAUCCACAUUCCAAAUAUAGAAGAGGUAAGAUCACCCCAUCAGAUAUAAGGAAACUUGUUGCACCAAAAAUGCCAUUGACAGAGACAAAGAAGGCUUACCUAGAAGAACAAAAAAUGUUAAAUGAAAGACCAAAGGAAGUACUAACGGAAGAAGAUAAGGUUAUGAUUGGUAACAAAAUAAUACAAUUUCUUCAGAAGAAAGAAACCCAAAGCACCACAUCGCAAUGA
This is a messenger RNA of Maudiozyma saulgeensis, 906 nucleotides long. The record is from the annotation of a GenBank genome assembly. Lineage: Eukaryota; Fungi; Ascomycota; Saccharomycetes; Saccharomycetales; Saccharomycetaceae.